CGUUGACGAUCUCGAAAAUUUGCUGUACUUAUUUUCUUCGUUUCUGGCUGGGGAUUGCACAGAAUACAUAGGUCUUCCUGAAUCUAAGGUCCUUGGCGAACUUGAUACCUUGAUCCGAGUUCCGUUAUAUAACAAUCCUAAAGAUGGGAUUCCGACAAGGCGCCGUCCUUGCAUCGUGCUCUUUUUUUCUUGGAGUCCUCUUCAUAUGCUUCUUUGUUGAUUACCGAAUUCUGCAUCAGGAAUUGACAGAGGAGAUCAUUGAAGACGGCUUCCAAUUCUAUGCCACUUUCUUCAAUGCACCGCCCGCAAUUAAGGCGGUGCUACAUGGCUUCAUGGGGGUUGGUAUUUUAGGACUUGUUUCAAAACUGCAUAAAUACGAUGAGAGUGCCAUCUUCUUCGAUGGAUCAAGUCUGGUGGCUUACAUUUUUGCAGUAGCUGUCUACCUUUCAGUGACAGUUCCAUCUUUGCGAACCGUCGUCACCCCCGUAGAUGUCGAUACACGUGCGGACCGUAUCGAGGCCAUGCGAAUACUCGCAGCAGGCAACACCAUUAUAAUGGUAGUCCUUGGUGCCAUUCUAGUGCUUCAGGGCGGACAGGAAUACGCACGUCGUGCAGAGGCGAGAGAGCUGGCGAAGAUCGAGGAGGAGCUUAAGGCCAAAGGGAGUCCUAGUGCUGGGAAAGACAAGAAGGAGUAGACUGGCAUACGGUCAGACGUUACUCAGUCAAGGGCGUUCCCUGACUGUGGACACUUGUGUUAUUGUCGAUCUAAGUUCCGCAUCUCGGUUUUAAGCUUGGUAUCGGGACAUCUAGGAACGUUUGGAUGGUAUAAUGAAUCAUUAACGUUAUAACGCCAAGUACUACUAGUACUUGUUGAAGUUUUCAUUAGUUUGUGGUUUGUGUGUACUAAUUAAAUUAGUGAUGUCCACUAAUAAGUACCCUGAGCGGACCGUGA
Molecule: messenger RNA, 952 nt
Organism: Suillus subalutaceus
Lineage: Eukaryota; Fungi; Basidiomycota; Agaricomycetes; Boletales; Suillaceae
Product: Shr3 amino acid permease chaperone
Exons: 6
Coding region: 144-695 (183 amino acids)
Biological process (GO): endoplasmic reticulum to Golgi vesicle-mediated transport
Cellular component (GO): endoplasmic reticulum membrane
Source: RefSeq, a predicted model, not a curated record